Molecule: messenger RNA, 2057 nt
Organism: Chondrus crispus (carragheen)
Lineage: Eukaryota; Rhodophyta; Florideophyceae; Gigartinales; Gigartinaceae
Product: Sel1-repeat containing protein
Exons: 2
Coding region: 1-1992 (663 amino acids)
Molecular function (GO): protein binding
Source: RefSeq, a predicted model, not a curated record
AUGUCAUGGAGCUCCAAUUCCAACAUCGCCGGCUAUUGCCCUCCCGAGAAAGCAACCACGAGCAUGUGGCGAAGGUUGUACCAUACGAGAGAAAAAGAACGUGAACGGAGCCGAGAUCGCAGUCGCCGGCCGAUGGUCGGAAGGGGCCCUGCAAACGGACGUCAUAGCCCACGACCGCAACCUCGUCGUAGAAGCAGCAAUGGUAUAGCAGGUGCGACGGGAACCGUCACCGCUCGCUCGGGAUCCAGCGGAAGUAGUCGACGCAAGGCGCUCGACUCGGAGACGCAUGCCCUCUUUGCCGAUGAUAACCUUGACGACUAUGCAGACACAGAGGACGAUGCCAACUCGGACAGUCUGGGACAUAUUCCGAUCUCGUCACUGACCGAUCGCUCUGGACGACGCGUCGCUGCAAGGGGCCCCGAGUUUCUGCGCGAGGAUCUUCGUGUCCGAUCGACACGUCGCGACGUCGCGGAGAACGGUCGGGGACACGUUGGACGGAGCUCAUCUGAUGGCGUGUUUAAGAGCAACGACAAUGCGUUUGAAGACGGGGUUCUCGUCAAGGACUGGAACAUUUCAGAGGGGGAUACAAACGGGGGCCUGGAGUGGCAAGAGCGGAUGUCCAAGAUCGAUGUAUGGAGCGUCGGUGGACUCUUGUACUAUAUGUCUACGGGGAACCAUCCACCACGAGAUGCAUGGGCCAAAAAAUCUUCCUUUCUUGACGGAAAGGAGGGUCGUACUAUUCCAGCAGAGACCAAGGACCUUGUCCAGAUGUGCAUGCAACGCGACUUAAAACAGCGAGUCUGUAUGCGAGACGUGAAACGUCAGAUUGACAGCGUGUUGCAGGGCCUAAUGUUUGGCCGAGGUCUUUCGCUGUUGAAAACGGAUCGAAAGGCAGCUUUCCUGCUUCUCGACAAGGCCGUAGGGUUCAAAUGGGUACACGCCCUUGGCGAUCACGAGGCCAACCUCGGAGAUUCUGCAUCCACAUCGCUGACCGCCUCCCACCCCACCAAGCUCUCCAGCGAGCCUAGCGUGGAUGUCACACGAGCCGACCAACGUUCGUCAAGCACGACCUGGAGCCUUUCGCGUCAAAAAGCUGAGCCCGAGGUGAUCGGGCUCAACGACAAGACGCGGAGCGGCCUCUCUUGCCUGCCCCUAGUCGUAGUACGUCGUGUGGAAUGGGAAGCCGCAGCACGCUACCUUCGGCGGUCCGAGAAGGAGCUGCUGCACCUCCGGCGGGCGCUUGUAGAUCAACGCUGGACCAAGAGUGACGUCUCCGAUGGGGCGGCGGCCAUUGCCUACCUGUCUGAGCGUGCCGCGGAAGGAGUAACUUCGGCGCAGUCGGCACUGGGUUGGAUCUACCGAUGGGGCGCCGGCGGGGCGAAGAAGGACGUGCACGAAGCCAUGCGACUAUGGAAGCUAGCCGUGGCGACCAAAGACCCCGAAGCCGCGAAUGGGUUGGGGCUCAUCUUCCACCACGGGCGGGACACGAUCCCCGUGGAUGGCCUGCGCGCAAAGAUGUACUAUGAGCAAGCAGUGGCGCAAGGGUACCCGGCAGCGGCCGUCAACUUGGGGGUCAUGCUACACGACGGGGCAGCGGGGCUACCGGUAGACGGGCUAGCUGCGAGAAGGCUGUACGAGCUGGCGGUGGCACACGACGACGCCAUCGCAGCAAACAACCUUGCGCUGCUGCUACAGCACGGGGCGAAGGGGGUGGAACGGGACGCAGGAGCAGCGGUGAGGAUGUACGAGGUGGCGAUUGGACGUGGGGAACGGCACCACGCGUGCCGCAACUUGGCGGAACUGCUGUGGAACGGAGCUGAGGGUGUGCCGAAGGCAAAGGCGAACGCGGUGGAGUACUUCGCACAGGCGAUGGAGAGGGGGGACGAAGGGAGUAGACGAAUGGCCAGGGGGAAGUUGAGAAAGCUUGUAGCUGGAGACCGAGUGGAGAGGGGGUUGGCUGAGCGAUGUUGGCGGCUAGUCGAGGGAGGGUAGAGGCGAUUAGAGCCGAGGAUGUACUCGAAAUGUUUUAUAGGAUUUGUAAACGAGAUUUAUUUUUC